This is a messenger RNA of Paramecium sonneborni, 1082 nucleotides long. Lineage: Eukaryota; Ciliophora; Oligohymenophorea; Peniculida; Parameciidae. The record is from the annotation of a GenBank genome assembly.
AUGGAUCAUCAUUAAUACAUAGAAAAAAUAACUGAGGAGAGAAGGAUUCGAGAUGAAUAGUAAAUUUUUAAUUUAGGUACCUAAGACGCAAAUAAAGACUUUUGGAGGAAGAGAAAAUCAAAUAACAAUCCCUUUAGUAACUAGAAACAAUAAAAAUAUAAUAAUUAAAGGAACUUUAAGAUUCUCGUCGAUUGUAAUCAAAAUUAAAUAUGUCAUUUAUUUAAUUGAAAUCAGAUGAACGGAGUUAAAAGGUAAAGGAAUAAAAUAGAAGAGUCAAAUAAUUAUUAGAAUAAUUUAGUUAAGAAUAGUAAUAAUAGAAGAUUAAGUAAAAGUUACUUGAAGAAUAGAGAGAAGAAGAAGUGAAAUAAAAACUUUUAUAAAUAAAGGAGAAAUUUAAACUAUUGACAGCAGAUGAAAUAAAGGAGCAUUAGUUAAAAUAUAAGAAAUAUUAGAAUGAACACUAAUAAUAAUUGAUAAUUUUAAGAGAUCAUAAGAAAUUAUAGGAUACCUACUUUUCUUAGUAAGUUUAAUCUAGAGUAAGAAGCAGAACAUAUUAAGCUCACAUAGAGAUGAUGAAAGAAGAAGAAUAAAAAAAAAAAGAAAGUUAAGACAAAUUACGCAAACAAAUUAAAGAAAGAUUUGCUUAUGAUCUAUUUGUAAAAGAACACUUCUUUCCAAAAGUAUCUCAAAGCAUUGAUUUAACUAGUCAAAUGAUUAUUAAUCAAAAAUAGAAUGAUCUAAUACCUUCAAUAAAAAGUGAUUCUAGAGUUUUAGGAAAUUUGUAUUUGAGAUAAAUAAGAAAAUUACCUAAAAGAUCUAGAAUUAAGUCAUAAAUUGGUGUUGAAUAAUCAUCAUCAUCAACUCUAAAACGAGACUAUCUAUCUGAGAUUCGAUAAUUUUCAAAGAGAAAGACCCCUUAGACUCCUCUUGAUAUUAAAUUUUAAGCUGACAUGUAUAUAAAUAAUUCUAAAUAUUAAAGAUUAGAAAGGGAAUCUAAAUAAGCAUAUACAAAGAAUAAACUAAAAGGCGAUAAACUUCUGAUGGAAUCAAUUAAAUAAAAAAUGAUGUUGUUAGAAUUAUGA